This is a messenger RNA of Daldinia loculata, 2046 nucleotides long. Its product is annotated as UEV-domain-containing protein. Gene Ontology annotation, biological process: protein modification process; endosome to lysosome transport; protein transport. Gene Ontology annotation, molecular function: ubiquitin binding. NCBI's taxonomy places the organism in Eukaryota, Fungi, Ascomycota, Sordariomycetes, Xylariales, Hypoxylaceae. Gene Ontology annotation, cellular component: ESCRT I complex. The coding region runs from base 84 to 1703 and encodes 539 amino acids. The transcript is spliced from 4 exons. The record is from RefSeq and is a predicted model, not a curated record.
ACAACUCCCCCCCGAAGCUCAACACCAAUCAAUUAUCAUGACGCGGCUACUACGACCAUAAUUCGCUGCGAAGGAUUCCCAACAUGGUGGUCCAGCAGCACAUAUUGAAUUGGUUAUAUAGCGUUUUGACGAGCGAAUACCAAGAUGUUAACCGCACCUACAACGAUGUAGCCCAAGCGCUAUCCCAAUACCCUUCACUAUCGCCUAGGACCGAUGUCCAUACUUUCGACAACGGCGUGUCUGCCCUCCUCUUACACUUAUCCGGCACCAUCCCCGUCAUAUUCCGCGGCACCACCUACCGAUUUCCUAUAUCGCUAUGGAUACCGCACGCCUACCCACGCGAGGCGCCCCUGGGCUAUGUCACGCCCACCGAGAAUAUGAUGGUGCGGCCAGGCCAGCAUGUUGAUCCUCAGGGACGCAUAUAUCAUCCUUAUCUCGUAGGAUGGGCCGAGUUCUGGGACAAAUCUUCCCUGUUAGACUUUAUCGCUAUACUUAGAGACGUAUUUGCGAAAGAGCCUCCGGUCGUCUCGCGCCAGCAAGCUCCUCCCGUACCGCAACAAUCCGCUCCAGCGCCGACCCCUCCACCGGUUCCUCCUCUACCCCCUGAUAUGUCAAGACAGACUCCUCAGCAGGUCCCAUCUCCACAUACACAGGAUCCAAGGCCGCCACCGCCUCCCCCCAAAGGUAGCGACCUCCCCCAGGUAGUAUCAGGCCCGACUACUCACACGGACGGUCCCCCACGACCACCUCUACCGGAAGAUGUUCGUCGGCAGUCAAGCCAGUAUAGCGCGCCAGCAGCAGCAACGCAGUCUCCGCAACCAAAUCGGCUCUCAAGAUACGACGCAGCACCUCCUCUACCGCCGCAUCCACCACAAUCAUAUCAACAACCACCCCCGAAUGUCCAGUACCAACCCCAACAACAUACAUAUCAGCAAGGCGGUCCACCUCCUCUCGGACUCACACCACAGGAUUCUCGCCGCGCAUCCAUGAUAUCCCCCGUAACUCCCAUCCCAUACAACGCCACCGUCAUCCCAGGACAGCCACCAUACGCCGGCCCACCUCCAACUUGGCAGCAACCCCCACCACAACAGCUUCCAGCGCAACCAAAGCCCAAACCUCCUCCACCCCCCGAUCUCAUGGACGAGCCCUUCUCCCUAGCCUUACCAGAGCCCUCCGCCAAUGACCUCCCACCACCCCCCAUCCCCCCAAACCCCGAAAAAGACGCCCUCCUCCAACAACUCGCCUCAACCCUCUACGGUCUACGCCAGCGCGCCCGCGCCCAAAACGAAUCCUCCCUAGCCGGUCUCUCCGCCCAACGCACCGCCAUGCUCUCCGCGCUGCAAAACCUACAAUCCGACGCCUCGGCCCUAGGCCCCCUAUCGGCAAUGCUAGCGUCCAACACCUCGAUCCUGCAACACUCCCUCCAAGAAGCAGACCGCGUGGUAUCCAACGCGCGCACCCGCGCACCCCCGCCUAUCGACGACUUAUUAGUCGCCCCCACCGUCGUCGCAAACCAGUUAUACGACGUAGUAGCCGAGGAGCGCGCUCUCGGGGAUGCGAUAUUCGUGCUUGGGCGCGCGGUUGAGCGCGGCCGUAUAAGUCCUGCGGUUUUCGCCCGGACAACGCGCGGAUUGGCGCGGGAGUGGUUUUUGAAGAAGGCGCUUGCGAGGAAGAUUGGGAGGGGGAUGGGACUUGCUGGGUAAGUUAGGUUGCCUGAGGGUUUGCUAUGAAUAUAUGAAGGUUAUUGGUAUGGAUAAGUGGUUUGGUGUGGGGGGGUUGCUGGGUCUAUAAUUACCCAGGUACCCAACCUAAGUAGUAUAGUUGUCUGUCUAAAGGGGGGUCUAACUAAUGCCUACAGUUUGAUGCUUAGGCUUAGUAAGGUCAAGAUGCGAACGGGAGAUAAUGGGGUUUCAGCUGUUAAUAUAGGAGGGUUUUAAGAUACCUCGAGUCUAUUAAAGUUCGCGUUGCUAGAUAUAGUUGUGUUGUGUUGUGCGCGUGUAUCUCCCCCCUUUUUUAUAGUUAUGUAACUGGUGACCACCGUGGAAA